Molecule: messenger RNA, 2205 nt
Organism: Gadus chalcogrammus (walleye pollock)
Lineage: Eukaryota; Metazoa; Chordata; Actinopteri; Gadiformes; Gadidae
Gene: doc2a
Product: double C2-like domains, alpha
Exons: 17
Coding region: 1-2178 (725 amino acids)
Biological process (GO): proteasome-mediated ubiquitin-dependent protein catabolic process; nucleotide-excision repair
Molecular function (GO): protein binding; damaged DNA binding
Source: RefSeq, a predicted model, not a curated record
AUGACGGUGCGCGGGGGGAAGAAGCUCUGCAUCUCCAUCCAGGAACACAUGGCCAUCGACGUCUGCCCCGGGCCAAUCAGACCCAUCCGCCAGAUCUCCGCAUACUUCCCCCGCGUCUCCCCCACCUCCCCCACCCCACUCUCCCCCAACCCGGCCUCCACGGUCAUCCUCGGUGGCGCCGGCCUCGGGGGCUUGGUCUCUGGCCCGGCGGCGGGUCACCUCCUGUCACCGCUGCUGCCUCACGGGGGCGGGGCUAUGGGGCGCGGGGGUGGAGCUAUGGGGCGAGGGAGCGGGUCCCUCUCCCAGACCAGCAGCAUGGACACGUCCAUGGAGAUCCACAGCUCAGACAGCGACGACUGCACUGCUCUAGGAACGCUGGAGUUUGAGUUGUUCUACCAGCAGACCACCAGCCAACUGCACUGCACCAUCCUCAGAGCUAAGGGUCUUAAACCCAUGGACUUCAAUGGCUUGGCCGACCCCUACGUCAAACUGCAUCUGCUGCCCGGAGCGUGCAAGGCCAACAAGUUGAAAACCAGGACAAUCAGGAACUCUCUGCACCCGGUGUGGAACGAGACUCUGACAUACAUCGGCAUCACUGAGGAAGACAUGCACAGGAAGACCCUCAGGUUGUCAGUGUGUGACGAGGACAAGCUGACUCACAACGAGUUCAUUGGGGAGUCGAGGGUUCCGCUGCGACGCGUCAAACCAGACCAGACCAAGUACUUCCACACCUGCCUGGAGCACCCGCCCCCGCUUCCUUCUCCUACAGCCAUGGGUACAGCUCUGAGGGGAAUAUCCUGUUACUUAAGAGAGUGGGAGAACGAGCAGCUGCACAGCCUUGAGGAGAGGGGCCGUCUCCUGCUCUCCCUGCAGUUCCUCCAGGCCAGGGAGGUGGAGGGGGGAGUGGGAGCGGGGGAAGACCUCCGUCGUGGCGGGGGGCUCUGUGUCGGCGUGCGGCGGUGUGCCCACCUGGCCGCCAUGGACGUCAACGGCUUCUCCGACCCCUACGUCAAAAUAUACCUGAAACCUGACAUACAGAAGAAAUCCAAGCACAAAACAGCAGUGAUUAAAAAGACACUCAACCCAGAGUUCAACGAGGAGUUCUUCUACGAGAUAUCUCUGGCAGAGCUGGCUCAUAAAACUCUCGAGGUCACGGUGUGGGACUACGACCUGGGCCGCUCCAACGACUUCAUCGGUGGUGUCUGUCUGAGCUGUCACUCACAGGGCGACGCCCUCCGUCAUUGGAUGGACUCUCUGAAGAACAAGGGACAGAGGGUGGAGCGAUGGCACAUUCUGACCAAUGAGCUCCCUCCUGCUGCUGCCGCCGUCGCCUCGACUCCUUCCUCAGAAGCCCCCAAGCCGCCGGUCCAGGACUCUGGCUCCACGUCUACAGCCGCCCCCGCGGUCCCCACCCCCGCCGCCGUCCCUACCCCCGCCGCCGUCCCCAUCCCCCCUGAGGUGGCCACGGAGGAGCUCGCAGCGGCUGCCACGGACGCCCCGCAGCCCGCCGGCUCCAGCACCGCCGUCCAGGGAGUGGAAGCCUCUUCUGCGCUGGUGACGGGAGCAGAGUACGAGGCCAUGCUGACGGAGAUCAUGUCCAUGGGCUACGAGAGGGAGCGGGUGGUGGCUGCUCUCCGGGCCAGCUUCAACAACCCCCACAGAGCUGUGGAGUACCUCCUCACUGGUAUUCCCAGCAGUCCGGUCCAGGAGACUAAUCCUCCCGCCCAGCCCCCCGCGUCGGGGCGCACCGACGCUCCCCCCCUCCCAGAGGGGGAGAACCCUCUGGAGUUCCUGCGGAGCCAGGCCCAGUUCCAGAACAUGAGGCACGCCAUCCAGCAGAACCCCGCAUUGCUGCCCACCCUACUGCAACAGCUUGGCCGCGAGAACCCCCAGCUCCUGCAGCAAAUCAGCCAGCACCAGGAGCUGUUCAUCCAGAUGCUCAACGAGCCAAUGGGAGAGGGGGGCGAGGGGCCGGAGGUGGGCGAGCUGGGGGCCGUCGGAGAGGAGGGCGCCCCGGUCAACUACAUCCAGGUCACCCCCCAGGAGAAGGAGGCCAUUGAGAGGUUAAAACAGCUGGGCUUCCCCGAGGCGCUCGUCAUCCAGGCGUACUUUGCCUGCGAGAAGAACGAGAACCUGGCCGCCAACUUCCUCCUCAACCAGGGCUUUGAAGACGACUGAGAAGACCAAGACUCCCCCCCCCCCCCC